GUCUUAUAUCGGACUGGUGGGGUAGUCUAUUUUUGUUGUUGUCAUCCCAAGGUUGUUCAAUUUAUCCUUCUAUCUCGCUUGUGGCGUGACUUAAUCUCGAGUCUUCCUUCAUCGCCGAGUCUCUUUUUCAUAAUCCUCACGUGCAUGCGAUAGCCUCAUAGAUACCUCCGAACAAAACAAAAAAAGAAAAAUGGCAGCAAAACCGGGCUCGGCCAAGCCCUCAGGCAAAGACUCGAAUAAGAGCAAGCCUCUUUCCUCCGCAUCGAAAGUGAGCAAGAAAGCCGCCAAGCGCCCGCCGCCAAAGGAAGUUAAGUCGAAGGCGCGCACCGAAGCAAGCCAGUUGAAGAAGAAGAAGAAGAGAGAGUAUACGGAGGAGGAAUUGGACCUGCCGAAGUUGAAUGCAAUCACGCCUGUUGGGGUGGUGAAACCAAAAGGGAAGAAGAAGGGAAAGGUCUUUGUUGAUGACCAGGAGGGAAUGGCUACCAUUCUUGCUAUGGUUAAUGCCGAGAAAGAAGGGCAGAUUGAGUCCAAAUUGCAGAAGGCCCGUCAGUUAGAGGAGAUCCGAGAAGCGAAGAGAAAGGAAGCCGAGGCUAGACAAGCACAGAAGAAAAAUAAAUUGGAUGAGACCAAGGCCGCGAUCCGUCAAAAGCGCAAGCGCAAGGGUGAUAGCAAUGAAGACACGAAACCCGAUACUACAGCAGCUCAAACUAACGGGUCGUCUUCGAAGUCGAAAGGAAAGAGAAAAAGCGUUUCAUUUGCUUGAGAAUUUUUGUACAAAAG
Molecule: messenger RNA, 780 nt
Organism: Aspergillus caelatus
Lineage: Eukaryota; Fungi; Ascomycota; Eurotiomycetes; Eurotiales; Aspergillaceae
Gene: loc1
Exons: 3
Coding region: 191-763 (190 amino acids)
Biological process (GO): ribosomal large subunit biogenesis; intracellular mRNA localization
Cellular component (GO): preribosome, large subunit precursor; nucleolus
Molecular function (GO): mRNA binding
Source: RefSeq, a predicted model, not a curated record